UAUUUUCUUCUCAAGCUCAUUAGUUUUUAGCGACGAACUUAAGAAAAUAUGGCUUGCUCUACUAGUACUAGUUUGUUUCAGGUGGUCCUUUUCCUUGUAGUUUUUGCUCCAAUUUGUUGCUUCUCUCAUAAGCUCAGCGGCCCCGGUGGUGCAAGUACAAGUAGUAGUUAUAACCUCUACCCUCAAUUUUACAACCGUUCAUGCCCCAGAGCUAAGGAAAUCGUUAAAUCAGUGGUGGCGAAGGCCGUGGCUAAAGAAGCUCGCAUGGCAGCUUCAUUGCUUAGGCUCCAUUUCCAUGACUGUUUCGUCAAGGGCUGCGAUGCAUCACUGCUGUUAGACUCCGGCGGAAGCAUAAUUAGUGAGAAGAAUUCAAUCCCAAACAAGAACUCAGUAAGAGGAUUCGAUGUCAUUGACGACAUAAAAUCUGCAUUGGAGAAGGAAUGCCCACAAACCGUCUCAUGUGCUGAUAUUUUAGCCUUAGCUGCUAGAGAUUCAACUGUUUUGGCUGGUGGUCCAAACUGGGAGGUCCCAUUGGGAAGAAGAGAUGCGAGAGGUGCAAGUUUAAGUGGCUCCAACCAAAACAUUCCUGCACCAAACAAUACAUUCCAGACGAUUCUCACUAAGUUCAAGCUAAAGGGGCUCAAUGUAGUCGACCUCGUCGCCUUAUCCGGAAGCCACACAAUAGGACAGGCUAGGUGCACUAGUUUCAAGCAAAGAUUAUACGGCCAGUCCAAUAGUAAGCGACCUGAUUUCUCUCUUAAUCAAGUUUAUGCUAAUCAAUUGCGUCCCCGAUGCCCAAGAUCUGGCGGUGACCAGAACCUCUUUGUCAUGGACUUCGUUAGCCCUACGAAAUUCGACAACUACCACUACAAGAAUCUUUUAGCUUCCAAGGGUUUGUUCAGUUCUGACCAAGUUCUAACUAAGAACCAAGCUUCAAUGGAGUUGGUUAAGAAAUAUGCCUCAAAUAAUGAGCUAUUUUUCAAGGACUUUGCUGAAUCUAUGGUGAAGAUGGGUAACAUUACCCCGUUGACGGGUUUAAGAGGAGAGAUCAGGAAGAGCUGCAGGAGAAUUAAUUCUAACCAAGUCAAAUUUUCAGUUGGAAUUAUAAAUAAUAUCACCAAAAUAUGAAUAAUGGUUAUUAAGAAUCUCUAUGUCUUCAUCUAUUAUUUCUUUUGCAAUUCUUAUAGUAUUUGUUUUUCUACAAUCUACUGCAUUUCUGAUUUGCAAUUUGAGUUUCACCUUAAUGAGAAUGCGUUCCUUUUGAAGUGUCAUUUCAUAAACCUUGAGUUCUAUCAUAUCAUAUUGUAAGCUAAAUUGAUGCU
This is a messenger RNA of Papaver somniferum (opium poppy), 1322 nucleotides long. Its product is annotated as peroxidase 72-like. The transcript is spliced from 4 exons. Bases 49 to 1128 code for a protein of 359 amino acids. NCBI's taxonomy places the organism in Eukaryota, Viridiplantae, Streptophyta, Magnoliopsida, Ranunculales, Papaveraceae. Gene Ontology annotation, molecular function: heme binding; peroxidase activity. The record is from RefSeq and is a predicted model, not a curated record. Gene Ontology annotation, biological process: response to oxidative stress; hydrogen peroxide catabolic process.